UUGUGAAUUGAUGAGCGUGUAAAGCUACAGGCAUUCUACUUGAACUAAUAGAAGAGAAUGGCUGGCCUUUUGAAAAGUGAUGCUGCACAAGAGGUUUUCCAAGAGGGGUUCAAACCACGUAUCAUAGCAAGAGCAGCUGAGAGGAUCCUUCGAAAGACUGGUGACGAGGACUUAUCCAAAGACGAUAUUCUUAAAGAAAUAGAAAAAAUGAUCAAAAAUGGAGAGAUCAAAGAAGAUUCGUGUAAAAUUCCCCCAUUAUGUCAAAUUGACGAUAUCCUGAACAAGAAUUCAACUUCAGACCCACAGAAACUACAGGAAGAGGUUUCCCAGUCAAAACGGCGCCUGUAUUGUUGUGUGUGCAACGACAGGAAAUCUGAGUACAUCUUUAAAGGAUGUGGGCAUCUUGUCUGCCAGAUUUGCUGCCCAAGAAGAUAUGGCCUCUGUCGAGUGUGUGGUCACCAGAUUGUAGAGUGCUACAGUAUCAAGUUUACAAAGAUUUCAGACUUAAAAAAUGAUGAGUAAGUGAUAGAUGUGAUUGAAUUUACAAAUCUUAUAGCAUUUGGUUAGCUGACCACAGUUUUCUGUGGAUUUGUUAAAUUGAUGUAGAUGAAAUGAAGGAGGAAUGUACAAAUGCAAAAUAACGCAGUUUAGAAAAUUACCGUAUAGCGGAGUUCUUUAGCUGGUAUAAAAUUUGAGGUUUGCUUGCUUAAAGAUAUGCCAAAAAUAUUGGCAGUCAUAUACUGUAUUCAAUGAAGCUGGAAACGUGUAACAUAAUUUGGUGCCGAUUAAAAUUUUAGCGCGCUUCUACCAACCCACUAAAUUAAGCCAAAGUGAGCAUGCCCGCUGAAAAAUCCCGCUAUAUGGUAAAUAAUUUCCUUUACACGGUCAUUACAAGUGAUAUUGUAGGUUAUGUUAUUUUUAUAUACAAUUUUACGACUGUUUUUCAGAUUUUAUUUUUACAUAUUUUUAAAUGUUUACAACUGUUAUUUUUUAUAUAAGUGUUCAUUAUUGUUGAGGUACUCUAAACGCAACAGUUGUCACUUAUUUUAUGAGGAUCCAUUUAAAGACAACUUGAACAAUUUUCGCUGAAAUAUGAAAAAAUCCUAUUCAAGGAUGUUGGAUGCAACUUCAGAGUAAAUAUACCCCUAUUAAACCUGUAUUUUUCACAGAUGAAAUAUUUGCAUACCAACCAUUGAUUCUAUCCCCUCAAAUCAGCAUUCCCUACGAGGUCUUAAAACUACAGCUUCAAAGCUGACACAUUUUUUAGCUCUACUGACCAGGACCAGAAGAGCUUAUGCGAAAAUACAAAUCUCAACAAAUUAAUGAUUACAAUACAUGGUAUAUGUGUAUAUUAUGUGUAAACAUUCUAAAAAUAUGUACACGCUAAAGAAUUUUUCAAGCUAUGGAAAUCCUAAAUGUGUAGAUAGAUCUUCAGUUGUCCAAUAAAUAAAUAUUUCUGAAAGCUAUUAAAUCGAGACAAUGCGUCAGAUGCUUAACUUUUCUGUAAUCAGGGGCUAAAUAUUAUUAUUUUACCUUUAAAAAUUGUUUCCUACAUGUAUAUAAAUCUGUGCUUAAAAAGUUAACAUUUCCAAUAUUUUACUGAGCGGUUCAACAAAAAACCGCUAAUUGCGAUACUGGGCCUGUUGAUGAGAUAUUGGACCGCUAUGACUUUAUUUACGUCACACUGUAAGCGGGGACAAUUAUAUCUUAUCAAUUAUCGCAAACAUGGAAACCAGCACAAGAUAUGUCCAAAUAAAAAGUAAAAGGUAUACAUGUACAUGUAACACAACAUUUAUCGACAAUGUUCUCUGACAAAAUACAUUCGACUCUCGAACCAAACACUUUGCGUUUGGCUUGACGGCCUCAGGUAAACAGUUUGGUUCUUUGGUCCAACAAAACGCAUUUUGCCCUUGAACCCAGUCAAUAAAUGCACAUUGCUUAUCUUCAAUUACAUGAAUAUUAGUAACUGCAUGAUGCUAUAAAGAUUUGUAAUACGUCUUUCAAAAAAUAGACUGACAAUAUUUUUUCAAGAUUUUUAAGUAUUUCCAUCAUAGAUUUGGAAGAAGGAGAAAAAAAUCUCACUGAGAUUAUUUUUCAGAUUUAUAAGGAAAAAAUUGUAUUAUGGCGAAAAAAUAUAUUGAGAAUCGUCUCAAGAUUUAUGUUUGUAUUAAAGCAAAACUUGCAACGAGAAGUUUUUCAAUGUCUAUGAGUAUUUGAAAUCUUAGAAUUGUAUUACUGGAAACAAAUUGUACAGAGGAUCUUUUUUAGCUUUGUAAGUUUCCAAAAUAACAGAUCUGUGCUGUGGUUAAAAAAUGUAUUGAGAAUCUUUUAAAGAACUGGGUUAUAAGAACUUGAAAUGUAUACAUUGUAUAUCUAGCACUUGUGUUGAUGCUCUAAAAAUAAGAGUAAACUUUGUGUUUAU
This is a messenger RNA of Saccostrea echinata, 2422 nucleotides long. Its product is annotated as E3 ubiquitin-protein ligase mib1-like. The coding region runs from base 58 to 522 and encodes 154 amino acids. The transcript is spliced from 4 exons. The record is from RefSeq and is a predicted model, not a curated record. NCBI's taxonomy places the organism in Eukaryota, Metazoa, Mollusca, Bivalvia, Ostreida, Ostreidae.